Messenger RNA from Cladophialophora immunda, 1743 nucleotides. RefSeq lists its product as uncharacterized. Gene Ontology annotation, biological process: protein phosphorylation. The transcript has 8 exons. The coding region runs from base 1 to 1743 and encodes 580 amino acids. The record is from RefSeq and is a predicted model, not a curated record. Gene Ontology annotation, molecular function: ATP binding; protein kinase activity. Lineage: Eukaryota; Fungi; Ascomycota; Eurotiomycetes; Chaetothyriales; Herpotrichiellaceae.
AUGGCAGAGGCAUUUGGUAUCGCGUCUGCCGUUUUUGGCCUGGUCCCUGUUUGCUACCAGGCCUUUGAACUCGUCGAGGCUGCUUGCACGGCCAACGAGGGAGCCGAAAAGCAAGUCCAGCGCAUUCGGAUGCAAAGAGGGCUAUUCACGGGUUGGGCAGAGUGCUGGGAUCUCAAAAAAAGCCAAGACAAACUCCAGUCGCAUUUUCGCAACUCAGACAACGGGCCUCUCGUCGUCAAGGUGAUUCUGAAUAUGUCGCAGUUGUUUGCCAGUUCAGACAACCUAAGUGCCAAAUACGGGUUAAAGGUGAAGUUGAAAGACCGAAGCGAAUUCGCUCUCGCGACGAUCAAAGUGCAAGACGUCCUCGGGGGGAAAGCGGCUUACGAGGUCGGGCCCCAGGUGAAGAAACUGGGUGCCCAUAUGAGCUGGCUGAGAAGGGCAAAGUUCGCAAUCAGGGAAAAGAAAAAGUUCGACGAGUUGAUUUCUGAUCUCGAUGAGCACAACUCGACCCUCCGUGGUAUAUGCUCUGAAAUCGUGGCAUGGAGAAUCCAUCUUGCCAUGACCUGCGAGGUUCUGCAACAAAACCAUCCCGGAAAUCUAAACCAUCUGGCCGAAACCGCAAGGGACAUAUCUUCCGAAAGCCCCAAAGGUAGCGUUCGUCAGAAGCGUUUUGAUCUCAUCGCAACAACCGCAGAAUUCAAGAAGAGGCUGCAGAACCUCGACCAAGUGCGACCAACAACAUCACUUUCGAAAGAGCACUUCAGAUAUGGAGAGCCAAGAUGGUAUUUCAACGAGUCGAGCGCCACCUUCGCAAUAGACACCCGAUCUAACACAUGCUGUUACAUCGAAUGGAAGACAUAUGGUGAAGAUGCCGAUGCGGGCGUUCCUACCGAGCGGGACGUCCAGGAGCUUGCCAAAAUCUUUCUCAUCAAGGAUCCCCCGCGCUCCUUCAAGACUCUACCCUGUCUUGGAGCCUUCAAAGACGCUCGGAACUCGCGUUACGGGUUCGUGUAUAAACCGCCAGCCUAUAUCGAGAAGAUUCCGAACAAGCAACCGGACACCAGAAUCACCGUCUCGCAGGCGCGAAAGCCAGCGACACUUUUGGAAGUGCUCGACCAGGCGAACGAUGGCCGAUCGUGGGUGCUUGAACUCGGAGCGCGGUUUGCCAUUGCGAAAACCCUUGUUCAGAGCCUGUUUGUCCUGCAUCUGACCGGUUGGGUUCACAAAAAUGUGCGGUCCGGGUCAGUCUUAUUCCUGCCGGCCGAAUCGAGGACCGGAGGCCAGCCUUCCCAGAGUCUGGCAAAAGACUUCAAACAUCCCUACCUGAGCGGCUUUACUUAUUCCAGAGCUAUGGCGAGUACUGAUACAGACUACACGGCACGUUCCCGAACGGUUCAACGACGGAGCAUCAAACUGGAUAACUAUCACCAUCCGGAAAAGCGAAUGCAUCCGAGCAAGUUAUACAGGCCGGCUUUCGACAUCUACUCUCUCGGAUGCGUUCUCUUAGAGCUUGGCUUUUGGCAGCCCCUCCAAAGCUUUGAUCCACGGGAUGAGGACAGUCCCAUCACCUUCCGCGACCGUCUGAUCCGGCUGGCAGAAGAAGAACUUCCAGGCCAGGCCGGUCGCAUCUACACGCGUGCGGUUCGGGCCUGCCUGAGCGUCCCAGCGAAUUUGCCAGACGAGGAAGCGACGUCUCGUCUGUGCUGGAAAGUCGCUGCUGCAUUAGAUGAGUGUGUAGCUUGA